ACAGACCUGGUGCUGCCUGAAAGAUUCGUAGCAGCUGAUGUGUAAUGAUUGGACUCAGCUCUUUGUGCAUCUAGUUUGCAAGAGUUCCAGCAGGGCACGAGGCAAGGGAAUUGUUGACUUAGGCAAAAUAUAUACAUACAGUAUAUAUCGCAUGCUCAAAGAAAUAGGAAAUGAACAGGUUCUGGGAUUCUUGGUGAGACCUGGUGGGCAGGCAUAGGCAAACUCGGCUCUCCAGCUGUUUUGGGACUACAACUCCCAUCACCCCUAGCAAACAGGACCAGUGGUCAGGGAUGAUGGGAAUUGUAGUCCCAAAAUAUACGGAGAGCCAAAUUUGCCUAUGCCUGGGUGAGGCCUGGGAAAGCACCCUCUGAAACGUACAGAGUCUUCUGACUUUGUGUCUCACUAGCACUCACUGCAGCUCACUCUUCUCUUGCUUUUUCCUCUUAAAAUAAGGCCAGGCCUUGCUGUACAUGAUUGACUCCCCCAGUGCAAGAGGCUGCUAUAUCUUCCAGCUUGAGCCUGGCUUUGUCAGGAUCUUUUCUGAGCCCACUUGUUUCUUCAGAUAGUUUAGGUAGCUGAACAAUUUGGAGGUAGCCGCCCCCAUGUUUUUCCUCUUCCCCUGGCAGAUGGCUUCACUUGCUAAUGCUUCCUCCUUCCUUUGGCUGGAAACUUUCCCAACGGGAUUAUUGGGCAGCCUGCAGGAACCAACACAUGGUGCACAUCUCUGUUGUGCUCUCUUCCUGCCAAUCCCACCUCUUCAUUCAGUCGGUUGGCCUUUGCUUGGGAGUCUGUUCUUCUCUGCCAGGCUGCAUAUGGUUCUGUCCUCCCCUCUCAGCUGGUGGGCACUGCUUCCUGCGCUUAGCAUUUUCAGAUGCAUAACAGAGGGCAGGAACAAUCUGUCUGGCUUUAGCUUAACCACUGGCUGAUGCUCGAUUUGUUGUUGAUUGAGAAGGACUAGCACCAAAAAUCUACAGGUUGCCCUAUAAGGUGGGCGGGAUGGUGGGAACCUUUCUGAAAUGUGUGCUUGUUGGCUGUCUUAUCUGGGCCAACUGAACUGAUCUCUGUUGCUUGUCAUAAUAUUAUCCGGCUUUGUGUGCAAGAAAGUGUAACAAGCCAACUGCUGCCCAGAAUUUCCCAGGUUCUUUGCAAAUUGCACAGGCUUGACAGUACAAGUAUACAUUUUGGAUCGGCAGUACGGUACAUUCUGUGGCCAGAAAAGAAUGGAUGGACUAGAAUGGGAGGACUGUCCUUCUCAGGAAGAAUCUCUGUCCAUGAUGAACACACCAAGAGAUCCGGGAACUGGAGAAUUCUUAACAGGAUUUCUCAUGCCUUCCAGCAGAUUCUAGCAGGGACCUUGGCUUUUGUCACAGAGCAAAUUCAGCAGCUUAGGGUCUACAAAAGUUUAGCAGUGAUUAUGGUGGGACAUGAAAUUUAUGUGUUCAUUUGUUUUUUAGCGCAUACCUGGCCUUCGAAAGACAACAAAAGCAGCUUAUGGAGAAACAGCAGCAAAAUAACAGUUAAAAGAUUCAAAAGCAGGCAUUGUGAGAAAUUCUCAGUGUGUCAGAUGGGUUUGUAGAUGACAGAAACAUGCUAUUCUGAUAACCAGAGCAGCUUGGGUUCAAUCAUGCGCUUCCCGGGUUUACCGCCCACCAUUCACAAUCUCUACAUGGCCUCAAUCAAUGUUCUGACAAGUCAUGCAUCCCCCACAACUCACCUUUCCAUUAUGGAACCUUGCACCAUCUUCUGGCAGAAACCUGCACCUGCAGUUCCAAAUGUUUUCAUUGCCACUGAAUGAUACUGAGAAAACGCAUGGGAGGAGGCUUAAACAUUCUAAAGUGAUACAUACAUUCUAAAGUAGUACAUACGUUCUAAUCUGUUAGAAACUCUUGUGUUAUGAUAUAUGCAAUGCAUAAUAAUGGAAUUUAAAACCUACAAAUCUUAAGUCAGUAAGAAUGUACACUCAGAAUCUGUUAUAUCAUUAUAAAGCGUGGUUUAAAAUGCUACAAAGGCAGGUGCAUAAGGCAGGAUUUUCUACAUUCCAUGUUCACUGCUGCAGGACACAGUUAAACACAUUAAGUGCCCCUGGAAAAGACACCUUCCCCCUACCACUGUGCAGCAAAGACUGAGCAGUUAUGCUCCCACAUGGGAUGGCUCAGUUGGUAGAGCAUGAGAUUCUUAAUCUCAGGGUCAUGGGUUCAAGUCCCAUGUUGGGCAAAAUAUCCCUGAAUUGCAGGGGGUUGGACCAGAUGACCCUUGGGGUCCCUUAUAACUCUACAAUUCUAUGGUUUCUGUGAGUCGUGUCGAUUGUUUGGAACUGGCACAGGCUGAAUGCCAUUCUCCUGUUUAUUGGUGAAGGGUGGUGUGCUCAAGAUGUAGCAUGCACGGUCUCUUAAAUGUGCAGAUGUGUAGCAAGAAAUUUCCCAAGUAUCCUUACAGCUCCUUAAAUUAGAUUAGAUUAGAUUUCUUUAUUGUCAUUGUGUAAUUACAAUGGAAUUGGAUGCUAUCCCAUAAAAACAAAAACAAGAAACAAAAAACCCCACACAUUUUCAGCCACACAUUCACUGUAAAGGAGCAUGAGGUGAGACAGGUAUGGAGGAUGGUGAAUCCAAGGAAGGCUGCUGGACCUGAUGGUAUCACAGGAAGGGUGUUGGGGGGCUGUGCAGAUCAAUUGGCGAAGGUCUUUACUAAGAUCUUCAACAAGUCACAUUUAACAUGCUGAUAGAACAUUGGGAGCACAGUCUUAAGUUUAAAACUGAUACCACCUGGCAGCCCGAGGGCCAACAAGUGUACUCUACAGAGCAGAAAGUCUCAAACUGUGUCAGAGGCGAUUUUAGGGUAGCAUGACUGGUACAGUUGCUCUGAUGCAGGGGGCAUCAAAACAAUGCUGCAGAAUAAAGCGUGAGAGGUGGGGGGACGGGGACACACUGAAUUUUAGAGCUUAAAGUCUGCCUCUGAUUGUGUUCUGUGGACAACUUGUGGCUCAUGAGCUCCAUUCAGGAAAAGUUGUGGAACAGUCAAGAACAGCUGCACUUUUUACAGUAUUCCCCCCCCCCCCCGGUGACAGUGAUCACAGUGCGUUGCUCAACAAAACAGGAGGAUCCAUCUCUUUCCAAAGGCAAGACUGUAGUUAUUAAAACGUAAAUUAUGUAUGUGCUUUGUAGAACAACAGAAGUUUAUUAAGUAGUCCACUGAGACCCACAGCAAUUUUCAAAUGGUCCUCAGGGGAGAAUAUUUGAGAAUUGUUGCUGUACAUCAAUGGGAAACACCCUUCUUAGUGCGACUGUUUCUGUAGAUACUGUUGGAGCCAGUCUCCUGUUGGUGCUGCUUCUGCCGCUGCCACUGUAAGCUAUGGCUCUUUCAACAUCACAGCCUAGUGCACUCCUUAAAAUGCUUCACAUUAAGCAUUUAAAUUAGCUCACAGCACCAUUAUUUAAAGCACCCCAAAGCACAAUGUAAAUACUGCCUUGGGAUUUCUGCAUGCUCCGGGUUCAAAAUAUCUCUAAAAGAAAUCCGUUACAACCAUUCCACUGAUUUUGUUAAAGCUGGAUCACACCUAUUAGGUAUUGUGGCAUUCAUCUGAACAUAAAUGCUGUUCGUAGUCAAGGUAUCCCACAUUCAUUCCUGAGUAAAUUCCCACAGAUCUCAUGAAUUUUUUACCCACUCUUCAAAUGCAAGAUUUUAUCAGAUGAUAUUAAAUCCCAUACAUGUUUGUGGUGUGUGUGUGUGUGUGUGUGUGUGUGUGUGUGCUAUAGUUGCAUUAGCAUGGACCCAGCACCAACAGCAUGAUAUCCUGGUCUCUUGGAAAGGGAUGGGGUGCAAUUAAGAACAUAAUAAAAUAAAGCAAGCCUUGCUGGAUUAGACAAAAGUCCAUCUUGUCUAGUAUCCUAUUUCCAUCCGUAACCAGCCAAAUACCUUCAGGAAGCCCACAAACAAAGCAUUAGCAGAGCCCUCCUGUCAUUUGUUCUGGCAUUUGGCAUUCUAAGGUAUGUUGCCUCUCAAGCUGGAGGCUCCACUCAGCUAUCAUGCAAAUAGACAUUGGUUGACCUGUCCUCCAUGAAUUUGCCUGUCCUCCAUGAAUUUGCCUAAUGCCCUUUUAGAACUAUCCAUGUCCAAUGGAAGUGAAUUUCAUAAGUUAAUUAUGUGCUGUCUGGGGAAAAAACUUCUUUGUUUGUCUUGAAUAUACUGCCAGCCACUUUCACUGAGUUCCCUUGAACACCAGUGUAGUGACAUUGUCUUGAUUGAUGAAAUAAGCACACCCUUGUUCAACCACCACCACCACCACCACCAGAAUCUGGAGAGAAAUGUAGCCCAGUGCUGGAAACGGGAACACACAGUUCAUUUUAUGUCAUCUAUCUAUCUAUCAUCUAUCUAUCUAUCUAUCUAUCUAUCUAUCUAUCUAUCUAUCUAUCAUCUAUCAUCUAUCUAAAAUGCUCUCAAACCGAGAGAAUGUUGCAACAGAUGAGAAAGCAAAUUUGCUGAUGUUUAUCACUCAGUUCGUUACAUAAUAAGUUUUCGUGCACUGUACAUAGUGUAGAGAAACACUUAGCCUCUAAAUUGUCUUCUUUUAAAGUACAUCUCCUUUCCUGACAUUCAUGCAGCCACAUUCCACACAGCACCUGCAAUGGCAGUGGUUACACUAGCUGUGUAGAAAACAAGACUUCCCUAGCAGUUACUUAGGUCAAGUAUGCACAACAGCUGUUUCCCAGAAAACAAAGGGGUUUAAACCCAACAGGUGAAUCUUUACUAAAAAAUGUGCAGUGGAAAUAUAUACAGUUUAAAGUAAGCCCCAUCAUAUUCAAUAGGGCUUCCUCUCAGGUAUCUGCAGUCUUAAUCUGAUUCCUUGUUACAGGUAGGUAGCCGUGUUGGUCUGAGUCGAAACAAAAUAAAAAAAUUCCUUCAGUAGCACCUUAAAGACCAACUAAGUUUUUAUUUUGGUAUGCAUGCACACAAAAGCUCAUACCAAAAUUAAAACUUAGUUGGUCUUUAAGGUGCUACUGAAUGAAUUUUUUAAAAUCUGAUUCCUUGUUUCUUUCCCCCAAAGGCAUGUACUUCUGUAAUGGAGAGUGUGGACCAGGAAUUUCUAAAAUAAUUGCAAUCAUUCUUACCAUACUACAGUCACUAGGAUUGCUCAGACAAUUCCAUGGCUGUAAAAGUGCUAUAAAACUAAUAUAUUCAUUCUGUAGAUAAGCGUGGAUUUACUUGGAAAUAAGUCCCACUGAAUCCACUAAUAGUUGCUGCUGCUCCCAAUGAAGUCUGCAUCAGAUCACUGUCCUACAACGUCUUUCAAUGUGCUGCUUGAGUUGCUCUGAAAUCUACGGCCUGAGAUAUAAAUGAAAUAAAUUGCUGAUAUCAUUAAUGACAUAGGUGUGGACAUCUUAUUGUGAUAUUCCUUAGUGCAUAUAAUAGGAUGCAUGUAAUAUGCAGCUUUGUUUAUUAACCAUUAUUGUAAUAAAGAUAGGCAUGCUCAAGCUGUACAGUAUUUCGUCCUUUCCCUUUAACAAUGUUCCCUGUAGGGUUGGAAAACCAGAAAAGGGUUAUUAUUUUUCUGUCAUUGAUCCUUUCAUACCUUAAAAAGAAUUAACUUUUAAAAAAUAAAAUGGUAACAUAUAUAAGGUCAUGAUGACAAUUAUUUGUAAGAAAAUUCAUUAGCAUUCUGUUCGCAGUUUUAAAAUGGGAGGGUCCUUUGUGUAUCAGUGUUUUGUGGUCUGAAUGUAAAAAUAAAGGUCUUUCUGUUCCCCAUUGGUGCUGGAAAGCCAUCAGGACGGUAGAAUCAUACUGUUUCUCACUCAUCAGAUGAUAUAAUAUGGGUCAUUCUUACUGUUGUGUAUUGAGUCAAAGGAUUUUAUAUCUGUAUUAUUAUUGUCUGUAUUUGCAUUAGGAUAAAGUAACUGCCUUUUGGUUCCAGAGGGUACAGCUACUAUUGGUUCAUUUAAGCUGCUGUAUUUGGAUCCUCUGUCUUAUUGGUUCCCUCCAAAAGGCAGCACUGUGAUUGCCUGAUAUUGUUCCCUCCAAAAUGUAUCCCUUCCUAGCCAGUCCCCUGUCCCUAUAAAUGUAGCCUUCCUGCCCUCACAGUCAGUCUUGUUCACUUUAAUAAAGAGCUGUUACUAGAGAACUGUCUCCAGCAUGUUUUGUCAAGAGAGCUGAAAUCACAAACCCCACGUCACAACAACUGGCGACGAGGAUGGGAUCCGGAAUGCUGAGGAGCGGUUAAACACAACCCUGCCUCAGAGUCCGGAUUGCAGCUGAGAACAAGACUCACUGGCCAGCUGAGAAGACGACCCUGCCCGCUAGGACAAUGGAGAGUCCAAGGGUAUUGGAGCCCUUCCAGCCAUCAGAGCCCCACACCUGGGAAGACUACGUCGAACGCUUCGAGUUCUUUGCAGUGGCUCAAGGGAUCACCGAUGCCAGCAAAAGAAGGGCCACAUUCCUGAGCUACUGUGGGCCCGAGACCUUCAAGCUGGCCAAGGCAUUACUUGCUCCAGCGAAGCUGAGUGAGACAUCUCUCAAAGAUAUUCUUGCCUGCCUAACAAGCCACUUGGCGCCUACUGAGACCAAGAUGGCCCGGCGGAUGGAGUUCCAUAAGAGGCAGCAGCAUGCUGGGGAGUCUGUAUCCGCAUUUCUGGCUGAACUCCGGAAGCUCGCUCAGCACUGCGGCUUCCAAAAUCUGGAAGAGACUCUCCUGGAUCGGUUUAUUGGUGGUCUGAGCAGCAAGAAAGCCAGAAGACGCAUCGUGGCUAAAGAAGAGGUUACCCUUGCUUCAGCCUUGAAGGAGGCCACCGCCACGGAGAAUUAUGAAAGAGAGGAGCUUGAUGCCAGUCGCAAGGCCACUAAGCCACAGAUAGAAGUUGCGCAUGCCAUGGAUGAGCUAGAGGCUACUCCGAGCCAGAGCCCAGUCCGUGGGGUUGAGUUGGUGCGUCAGGCCUGCACAGUGCACAAAGAUCGCCGAGGCAGUUGCCCAGGUUGUGGCGGAAACCAUGAGCGGAAGAGUUGUCGUUUCAGGGAUGCUAUGUGCCGGACGUGCGGAAAGACGGGUCACAUCGCCAGGGUCUGUAGAUCGGCGGCGUCGGGAGCGACAGGAGCACCUAGACUGGAGCAUCGCAGACCACCCACAGCACCUCGUUUUCUAAAGGACUGCCACUACGUAACGGAGAUCAACGGGAGGGCCGUGCAGUUUCCAGCGCAAGGCAAGGCACACGUCAAGGUGAAGAUUGAGGGUCAGCAGUGCGACAUGGAGGUGGACUCCGGAUCUGCAUUCACCAUCGUGUCGGACCAGACUGCGAAGACAUUCUUCCCCAGGGGUAAGUUGCCCCCUCUGGAGCCCUUCCCGGCAACCUUGCAGUCGUACUCAGCAGGCCGCAUCCAUGUUAUGGGAAUGUGUGCCGUGAGAGUACAGUUCCGGGACAAACAGGCUGUACUCAAACUGGUGAUUGCGAAGGGCAGUCGCCCCAGUCUCCUGGGCACUGACUGGUUCCCCGCCCUGGGACUGAGUAUCUCAGGGCUUAAUUCAAUCCAAACCUGCCCUGAGAUGAGCGAGGCAUUAUGCAAGGAAUUUGCUGGUCUCUUUAAUGGAAAACUGGGUUGUUAUAAAGGGCCCCCAGUUGACUUUGAGUUGGACCCCGGGGUGGCCCCAAUCCGACUCAAACCAAGGCGAGUGCCAUUUGCACUGCAACCCAAGAUCGAGGCAGAGCUGGAUAAAUUGGUCAAGCAGGGAGUUCUCUCACCCGUGGACUCUGCUAAGUGGGAGACUCCAAUCGUCACGCCCCUUAAAGCAAAUGGGGAAGUCAGGAUAUGUGCAGAUUACAAAUGUACUAUCAAUAAGGCACUCAGGGGAAACUCAUACCCCAUUCCAGUCGUAUCACAUCUGUUGGCUAAACUGGCUGGGGGCAAGGUGUUCGCCAAAAUUGACCUGGCACAAGCUUACCAACAGCUGCCAGUAACCCCACAAUCAGCGGAAGCACAGACUAUUGUCACACAUAAAGGGGCGUUCAGAGUUAACAGAUUACAGUUCGGAGUUUGUGUGGCCCCAGGGAUUUUUCAAGGGCUCAUGGAACGCCUGUUAAGGGGUCUGCCGGGGGUCUUGCCAUUUUUUGAUGACGUUUUGAUUGCUGGAAAAGACCCACAGGAACUGGUUGCGCGUGUCCGUGCAGUGUUGCUCAAGUUCAAGGAGGUGGGGUUGCAACUGAAAAAAGAAAAAUGCAGUUUUGGGGUGCCAACUGUGGAUUUCUUGGGGUUUAAAAUUGAUGCAUCAGGCAUCCACCCCACAGAUGCUAAGAUUAAGGCCAUCAUCGAGGCACCACGACCACAGAACAAGACGGAGUUGCAGUCAUUCCUGGGACUUAUCAACUUUUAUCAUUCAUUCUUACCCCAGAAAGCUUCGGUAGCUGAACCAUUACAUAGACUUUUGCAUAAAAAGACUGUGUGGCGAUGGGGGCGGGAGCAGCAGAAGGCUUUUGACUCCUUGCGAGAAAUGCUGAGUAGCAGGAGCGUCCUUGCUCAUUAUGAUGAGUCGAAGCCGCUGGUCCUGGCAUGUGAUGCCUCUCAAUACGGCCUGGGGGCUGUGCUGAGUCAUAGGGAACCGGAUGGGUCGGAAAAGCCCAUCUCUUUCUAUUCCCGUACGUUGUCACCCACGGAGCGCAACUAUGCUCAAAUUGAUAAAGAGGCACUAGCAAUUGUGUCAGGAAUCAAAAAGUUCUAUGAUUAUUUGUACGGUCGCCAUUUCUCCAUUGAAACGGACCACAAACCACUGUUAGGGUUGUUCAACCCAAACAAACAAACGCCACAAAUUCUCUCCCCCAGAAUGUUGCGUUGGUCAAUAUUCCUGAAUGGGUUCCAGUACACCUUGACCCAUGUGCCGGGGAAACAGUUGUGCCACGCUGAUGCGCUGAGUCGAUUGCCCCUUCCUGGCGGGAGCAAUGAGGAUCCUGCUCCGGCGGAGCACAUUAUGAUGCUAGAAACACUUCCGGGGGCUCCUGUAACAGCUACUGAUAUAGCUGAGAAAACGAGGAAAGAUGCUGUUCUCUCCCGUGUGCUCACUUGGGUGGGGAGGGGGUGGCCAGGUGGUCCGCAUGAAGAAAAAUUCAGGCCUUAUGCGACAAGGCAGCACGAAUUGUCCAUGCAUAAGGGUUGUCUCCUAUGGGGAGAUAGGGUGAUCAUCCCAGCACCACUGAGAAACAGGGUUCUUGAGACGCUUCACAUGGGACACCCAGGAAUGGUCAGGAUGAAGUCGCUAGCCCGGUGUUAUGUGUGGUGGCCUGGAAUGGACCAGAACAUAGAACAAUGGGUACGAACAUGCAAGGCAUGCCAAGAGGUGCGGCCAGAAGUGGCCAGAGCACCAGUCCACUGGUGGGAGCAGUCCAGGGCUCCCUGGAGCCGGCUGCACAUAGAUUUUGCUGGGCCAUUCCAAGGGAAGGUCUUUUUGGUUAUCGUUGAUGCAUAUUCCAAAUGGUUAGAAGUGGCGAUGGUCCCUAGCAUGGCAUCAGCUGCCGUAAUCAAGGUGUUGAGGCAGCUGUUUGCAACCCACGGGUUACCUGAGACCAUUGUAUCAGAUAAUGGGGCAGCUUUUGUAUCCCAAGAAUUCAGGGCAUUCUUGGCUGAUAACUUCAUAAGAGGGGUCACAUCCGCGCCCUUUCACCCAUCCUCCAAUGGGCAGGCUGAGCGCAUGGUACGAACAGCCAAAGAAUCCAUUGCGCGCUUAAUGGAGGGUAACUGGUCGGCUCGCAUUGCGCGAAUGUUAUUUUUGCAGCAUGCGACGCCGUGUACUGCGACGGGCAAGUCGCCAGCCGAGCUGCUCUUAGGUAGAAGACUGGUAACGGUGCUGGAUUAUGUCCACCCAGAUAAAAUGCCAAACCGUAAUUCAAGAGCAACCCCCCAGGCUGAGACUGACACAACAAGGUAUCUCGCCCCUGAAGAUCUGGUCUGGGUGAGGAACUAUUCACGAGGUCCGCGGUGGGUGGCCGGUGUGAUCACCCGGGCUAGUGGACCUGUGUCCUAUUAUGUGACCUUGGAAAAUGGGCAAGUUUGGAAGAGACAUAUAGAUCAGCUGAGGCGCCGGGCGCUCAGCAGGGAGGAGUCAGAUAAUUCAUCCCUGGCUAAUGACGCACAGCUGCAAGACCAGAGUGAAGAUGGCCCAGAGGUGCAGUCACCAGGGGCUUCAGCAAAUGAACCAGGGUCUGCUAAUCCUCAGGAUGACGAGGUACAGGUAGGGGACCCUGAGAUGUCUGGGACUCCAUCUGUUCCUGACGAAACCCCUAUAGCAGCCCCUCCACCACAGGUAACACCCAAUCCAGAACCUGCAACACCUGUUGUCAGGAGAUCAGGUAGAAGUUGUAGGACCCCACAGUACCUGAGGGAUUACGUCUGCUGUGCUCACUAGGGGGGGAGGGGUGUUGUGUAUUGAGUCAAAGGAUUUUAUAUCUGUAUUAUUAUUGUCUGUAUUUGCAUUAGGAUAAAGUAACUGCCUUUUGGUUCCAGAGGGUACAGCUACUAUUGGUUCAUUUAAGCUGCUGUAUUUGGAUCCUCUGUCUUAUUGGUUCCCUCCAAAAGGCAGCACUGUGAUUGCCUGAUAUUGUUCCCUCCAAAAUGUAUCCCUUCCUAGCCAGUCCCCUGUCCCUAUAAAUGUAGCCUUCCUGCCCUCACAGUCAGUCUUGUUCACUUUAAUAAAGAGCUGUUACUAGAGAACUGUCUCCAGCAUGUUUUGUCAAGAGAGCUGAAAUCACAAACCCCACGUCACAACACUUACCACCACUACUUCCUACUCACUUCUUGAGCCUUUCUCUCCUACUUUCUGUUCUUGAUACUUUCAAUUCCUCAUGGAGUUUUAGCUAAGUCACAUGAGCCCUGUAAACUGUGCAUCUGUUUUCCUAUGAAAUCUUAGGAAAUUCUGGAGGGGGCUGUAGAACAGUAGAGGGUUGGUUUAAAUUAUGUCUGUUACAGUCAUACCUCGGUUUAAGUACGCCUCGGUUUGAGUAUUUUCAGUUUAAGUACUCCGCGGACCUGUCUGGAACGGAUUAAUCCACUUUCCAUUACUUUCAAUGGGAAAGUUCGCUUCAGGUUAAGUACGGUUCAGGUUAAGUACAGACUUCCGGAACCAAUUUUGUUUGUAAACUGAGGUACCACUGUAUAUUUGUUUUACAAGAUAGAGCUGGGAAAUGUAGCUUAGGAUUUUUUUUAUUCAUACCUUUCAGUUUCACAGCAUUUUCAAAGUUCUAAAGCUGCACACAAUCAAAACACAGCAAUAAUCAAUAAAGCACAGUCUGUGUCCUAAACCAUUUAGAUAUUUAAAGGCCAAAGCUAGCACUUUCAAAUGGAUCUGGAAACAAGUUGGGAAGCCAACAAACUUGACACAAUUCAGAUGUAACAUGGAGAUCAAAAAUGUGGUCCCAUCAGCAUCCUACCUAUUGCAUUCUUGUGCCAGCAGAGGUUUCUGACCAUUUUUCAGCAGGGAAGUAAUGAACCCAUUUGUUACUGUGGCAAUAUCUGACUUCACCAGAAAAUAAUACUUUUGUUUAUUACAAAUUGCAGGUGUGCCCUUUUCUGAUUUAGAUCAAGCCUGAGGCAGGGCAAAGCUUAGUUUUAGUUUUGUUUAUUAUAUUUAUGUAUCAUUUCACAACAUUCAAAAGGCGUCCUAAAUCACUUUACGGUAGAAUAAAAAUAAAAAUAUAAUUAUAAAACAAGAAAUGCAAUAAAAAAUAACAAUAGAAAUGCUGAAAGUGUUCAUCUGAAGAUAAAGAAAACUAUCUUUUCAUAUCACAGUCCCAUUCUGUACUGGUUACUUAUUGGGGCAAGGGGGAAUCAGCCAGCAAGGACUGGAGAUGUAAAUUACAUAAUAUCUAAUUUCACUCUUGGGUCCACCAUUUAGCUCCUUCACUUGUCUUAUGUCUUAUACAACACUCCCUUCAUAUUUUUAAAGGAAUUAGAAUGUUCUGGUGGGCUCUUUUUGUUUAAAUUUAUGGCUCUUAUUGAUGUAGGUGGUGGUAGGGAGAUUGCUAAAACUGAAAGUGUGCCAUUUUUGGUGGGGGGAAGAAGCCGCUUUGUAUGCAAACUUAGACUUUGCAUUUCGGCAUCUUCUACAACUCUGUGAGAGCCAGUGCAGAGCACUGAAUUUGGAUCAGAGUACAAGUUCCUUUUCCACCAUGAACAUUGACCUUUGGCAAGCUUCACACCUCUCAACCUCAGUUCCUUUCUUUAUAACAUAGAAAUAACAAGGGACCUGCCUUCCGGGGCUGCAUACUGGGCCCCAUCUACAGUAUGCAUUUAUGGCAGUAACACACCACUUUAAACCGUCCCCGCUUUCCACAAAGACUCCUGGGAAAUGUAGUUUGUUAAGGGUACUGAGAUUUGUUAGGUCAGGAGACCCCCAUGCCCCACCUUUGACAAAUUACAGCCUCCAGAAUUAUUGGGCAGGGGUGGUUGGGAAGCCAUGACUGUUUAAAGUGGUAUAAUACUGCUUUAAAUGUUUAGUGCAGACGAGUCCAUAGAAAGCAUAUUUAAAGUGCUAGGUAAAAGUCAGAGCGAGGUGGCAGCUGAUUUUGGACAUCACAGAGAACAAGCAACUUGUUAGUUAUAGUAAUAGCGUACAGUAUUUUUUUUCUGCUGGGAAACAGUGCUUGUGGGAUUUUCUGAUUCAGGUGCCAAAAUAACUUGUCCAGCCUUGGUACUAUGCAGGGCUUUUUUUUCCCAACCAGAGCUCAUCAGAGCUCAGCUCCGGCACCUCUCAGGUGGGUACCAUUGCCAUUC
This is a messenger RNA of Zootoca vivipara (common lizard), 12735 nucleotides long. The record is from RefSeq and is a predicted model, not a curated record. Lineage: Eukaryota; Metazoa; Chordata; Lepidosauria; Squamata; Lacertidae.